CAGGUUGUGAAUAUUUUGUUUUCCAGCCAGCUCUGGGCUCUUCUCAGCAGCUCCACAAGGAUGGCCACGGACUGGCUGGGCAGCAUUGUGUCCAUAAACUGUGGGGAGAGUCUGGGGGUUUACCAGGGCAGAGUUUCUGCUGUGGAUCAGGUCAGCCAGACCAUCUCCCUCACACGGCCCUUCCACAACGGUGUCAAAUGCCUCGUGCCAGAGGUCACCUUCAGGGCAGGUGACAUCACUGAGCUGAAGAUCCUGGAGAUCCCAGGGCCGGGGGACAGCAGACAAUGCGGGGACUCGCAGCAGAUGGACACGGCCAUGCCAGGCGUGGGCUGCCAGGUGGGGCCCAGCCAGAACGGCACUGGCAAGGUGCUGAAGAAGCCCAUGUCCAGCAGUGCCCCUCAGAACAUCCCCAGGAGGCCAGACAUGAAGAGCCAGGAGCUGCUCAUCUCCCCACAGCAGCAGUGCUCCAAGAGCUACAUGGAUCGACACAUGGAAACGCUGAGCCAGUCCAAAGGCUUCCGGCGGAGACACAACUCCUGUGAGUCUGCGGCUCUCUUGCCCCAACUUCUCCCCUUUUUCACCAAACUUUGCUGGAAGCUGACCCACCUCUGGGUUGUUUUGAAACAGAAUAUAUUUCUGACCCCACCUGGAAGUAGUCAGGUGGGGGAUGUCUGCAGCCGCCACCCCAACCAGGUGACCCCGAAGAAGAGCGGCCUGAAGAACGGGCAGAUGAAGAGCAAGGACGACGAGUGCUUCGGGGACGACAUCGACGAGAUCCCCGACACGGAUUUCGACUUCGAGGGCAACCUGGCGCUGUUCGACAAGGCGGCCGUGUUCGAGGAGAUCGCCACGCACGAGAGGAGGAGCGGCACGCGCUCCCGCGGCGCGCCCGGCGACAGGCCCGCCCGCUACCGCCACGACGAGAACAUCCUGGAGGCGCAGCCCAUCGUCUACAGGAGGAUCGUGGUGCCCCACAGCCCCCACAAGGAGUUCUGCACGGACUCGGGGCUGGUGGUGCCCAGCGUGUCCUACGAGCUGCACAAGAAGCUGCUGGCCGUGGCCGAGAAGCACGGGCUGAGCCUGGAGAGGAGGCUGGAGAUGACAGGGGUGUGUGCCAGCCAGAUGGCCCUCAGCCUCCUGGGGGGGCCCAACAGACUGAACCCCAAGAACGUGCACCAGCGGCCCACGGUGGCGCUGCUGUGCGGCCCCCACGUGAAGGGGGCUCAGGGCAUCAGCUGCGGCCGCCACCUCUCCAACCACGACGUGCACGUCAUCCUCUUCCUCCCCAACUUCGUCAAGAUGCUGGAGUCCAUCACCAACGAGCUCAACCUCUUCAGCAAGACACAGGGCCAGCAGGUGUCCAGUGUCAAAGACCUCCCAGACACCCCGGUUGACUUAGUGAUCAACUGCCUGGAUUGCCACGAGAAUGCCUUUCUGAGAGACCAGCCUUGGUACAGAGCAGUGGUGGACUGGGCCAACCAGAACCGAGCCCCCGUGCUGAGCAUAGACCCGCCCAUGAGCGAGGCGGAGCUGGCCAUCGACGCCAAGUGGUCGCUGGCGCUGGGGCUGCCGCUGCCGCUGGGCGAGCGCGCCGGCCGCGUCUACCUCUGUGACAUUGGCAUCCCCCAGAAGGUCUUUCAGGAGGUGGGCAUCAACUACCACUCACCCUUUGGCUGCAAAUUUGUCAUCCCCCUGCACUCUACUUAGAGCUCACCCCCCCCUGGUUCUGAGAGGAGGGAGGAGCUCUGUGAAAACGACCAAGAUGGAUCCUCCUC
Messenger RNA from Ficedula albicollis (Collared flycatcher), 1775 nucleotides. It is a transcript of the gene EDC3, whose product is annotated as enhancer of mRNA decapping 3. The transcript is spliced from 7 exons. The record is from RefSeq and is a predicted model, not a curated record. NCBI's taxonomy places the organism in Eukaryota, Metazoa, Chordata, Aves, Passeriformes, Muscicapidae. Bases 61 to 1707 code for a protein of 548 amino acids. Gene Ontology annotation, biological process: deadenylation-independent decapping of nuclear-transcribed mRNA; P-body assembly. Gene Ontology annotation, molecular function: mRNA binding. Gene Ontology annotation, cellular component: P-body.